This is a messenger RNA of Ananas comosus (pineapple), 1316 nucleotides long. Its product is annotated as peroxidase 4-like. The record is from RefSeq and is a predicted model, not a curated record. The transcript has 4 exons. NCBI's taxonomy places the organism in Eukaryota, Viridiplantae, Streptophyta, Magnoliopsida, Poales, Bromeliaceae. Gene Ontology annotation, molecular function: heme binding; peroxidase activity. Bases 107 to 1066 code for a protein of 319 amino acids. Gene Ontology annotation, biological process: response to oxidative stress; hydrogen peroxide catabolic process.
CCCAGUUUGGCAUGUCCUGCUCAAGCCAAACACACUUCUCUCUCUCUCUCUCUCUCUCUCUCUCUAAAUCUCUUCCUUUUGCUCAUUAGCUAGUAAAGGAACUAAAAUGGCCAUUUCCUCUAGGGCUUUUGCUUCUCUACUACUUGCUCUCCUCCUACUUGGGAGCGCGUCGGCGCAGCUCUCGACGAAUUUCUACUCGUCGUCUUGCCCAAAAGUCUUUAGCACGGUGCAGUCGGUCGUGAAGGCCGCGAUACAAAAGGAGAAGCGGAUGGGCGCCUCCCUCCUCCGCCUCUUUUUUCACGACUGUUUUGUUAAUGGCUGCGACGGUUCACUAUUGCUCGACGACACGGCCAACUUCACCGGCGAGAAGAUGGCGAAGCCCAAUAACGGCUCGGUGCGCGGGUUCGAUGUCGUCGACAACAUAAAGUCUGCGGUCGAGAAUGUGUGCCCCGGCGUGGUAUCUUGCGCCGACAUACUGGCGAUCACCUCACGAGAUUCGGUUGUCAUACUUGGAGGGCCAAAUUGGAAUGUGAAGUUGGGGAGGAGGGAUUCAACAACAGCAAGCCUCUCUGGUGCUAACAAUAACAUUCCUUUUCCAUCUAAUAGUCUUAGCACUCUCAUCUCCAAAUUCUCAGCUCAGGGUCUCUCCACCAAGGACAUGGUUGCACUAUCUGGUGCUCACACCAUAGGCCAAGCACGGUGCACCAACUUCCGCGCCCACGUAUACAACGACACCGACAUCAACGCCUCCUUCGCGAAGUCGCGGCAAUCGAAUUGCCCACAAACAUCUGGCUCGGGCGACAACAACUUGGCCCCGCUCGAUCUGCAGACACCGACGGUGUUCGACAACGACUACUACAAGAAUCUCGUCGUGUUUAAGGGCCUGCUGCACUCCGACCAGGAGCUCUUCAACAACGGGUCGACCGACUCACAGGUGCAGUCCUACAGCAGCAGUUCGAGCUCGUUCUUUUCGGAUUUCGUCACGGGGAUGAUCAACAUGGGCGACAUUACCCCCCUCACGGGAUCGAACGGCGAGAUCAGGAAGAAUUGCAGGAAGAUCAACUAAAUUGAACGAGGUAACGAACGGUCGAUCGCUUGCUGCAGUAAGAAUAAAGAUAUCAGAAGAUUAUAUGGAUGGUUUAUUUUUAUUUUUAUUUUUUAUUUUUACAAAGAAGUGUAAGAAUUUGAUGUGUUUAAUUAAUGUGGAAGUGAUCAGUGGUGUUUUGGCUUUGAGAAUGUUUGUUUGUUUUUGUACUAACAUGUAUAAUUAAGCGCAUGAGGUUGGCUCAAAAUUAAGUUAUUAUUUAUUAGUGAAA